AAAGAACAAGAUAACUUUCAAGAAAAUUGCGCAACGAAAACACAGAAUUUUCAGAAGAAAGCAAGAGAAUAGAUUGGAAAUCUCGAAAAUUUGUUGUUUAAAGAAAGGAGAGAAGGAAAGCCAAGCAGUCAAAACAAUUCGCAAUGGCUACACAAGCUGGUCGCCUAUUUCAAGAUCAGAACUUAAAUGUUCACUAUAAUGGAGCUUCUGUUGGGGGAAAGACCACUAGCUUUAAGGCACCACCAAAGAAAGGAGGACUUGGUGUAAGGAAAGCACUUAAUGAUAUUUCAAACUCCGGAAACCCUUCAGGACUUCAAGCUUCGAAGAAACAUAGCUCUGCGAAUGUGAUUUCUAUCGGGGAAGAACUUGGUGCCUUCAAAACUAAGGUUUCCGUUGAAGGGAAAACAAAUGUUCUUAAGGCUCCGGAGAAAGUGCAAGUUGGUGGCAGAAAAGCAUUAAGUGACCUCACAAACUCGGGGAAGCCAUCGGUUCAUCAGUUGUCAAAGAAGAGUCACAUUAAGAAGUUGAAUGCUGUUGUAGAAGAAAAUUACCUUCCCAGUGCUGUUGCUGAGGAGCGAUUUCUGCACGAUCAUCAGAAAUGCAUCAAAGCUCGAAGAAAUACUGUAGACAUGGAUACUUUUCUGAAGAUUGUUGGGCUAGAUAAUGAUAUUUCUGUGCACCUAGCAUCACCACAGGCACUUCCAGUAUCAAGAGACUCAAAGCGUGAGAGCCCACUGAAGCAUCUGAAAAUGGAAGAAAUAUCAGAGCUGCUGAUUGAAGAUCGAUUCCCCCAAUGCAGGAAUACAGAUCUUCCUAACGAGAAUAAUAAUUCUCCACCUCCUUGUCAAACUUCCAAGUCACCAAGGCCACAAAUUGAAUGGGAGGACUACAAUUUCUCUGAUUUCAUGUUGAUGGGGACACCAUGACUACCAAUGAACUGAUCAUCUAUCUUUCAGCAAGCUUCUUGAACUCUAGAAUCAGUCAAAAUUUUGAAGAGAUUAUCGGUUGAUAAUUUCUUUCAUGCUGUUUUUCCUUUAGACGGAGCCUUCCCUAGCUUUUACUGCAGUCAAUUGAUUUGACUAUUAUUAGUCUCGUUCAGCACUUCAUACUUCAGUUAGUUUUUGUAUUGAUAUAUCAACAUCAUGUUUGACUGUAUUUUGGAUAUGUAGGCUUGGUUUGGCAAAGUUUGUGUUUGACAAUUGUGUAAUUGGCUGAUUUUGGUGGUUUACUGUUCAACUACAUCAAGUUGGGUAGGAACAUGUUUUG
Messenger RNA from Ilex paraguariensis (yerba mate), 1266 nucleotides. NCBI's taxonomy places the organism in Eukaryota, Viridiplantae, Streptophyta, Magnoliopsida, Aquifoliales, Aquifoliaceae. The record is from the annotation of a GenBank genome assembly.